AUGGACUUGAGGAACGUGGGUUUGAAUUCUCCUCUAUUUUCCAUCCUCGAAGACAUGCUGGAUUUCGCAGAUGAACCUGAACUGGAGAAAGAGAAAGGAAAGAGCAACCCGUCGAGAGCUUACGUCCGAGAUGCCAAAGCCAUGGCGGCGACACCAGCUGACGUGGCGGAGUACCCAGAUCGCUACGUGUUCGCGGUGGACAUGCCGGGAAUCAAGGCCGAAGAGAUCAACGUGCAGGUCGAGAACGACAACGUUUUAGUAGUUACUGGGGAGAGAAAGCGUAACGAAGAGAACAAGGACGGUGGUGUGAAGUACUUGACCAUGGAGAGAAGGGUUGGAAAGUUCAUGAGAAAGUUCACUCUCCCUGAUAAUGCCAACAUGGAUAAAAUAUCUGCAGUUUCUCAGGACGGAGUACUCACUGUCACCGUCGAGAAGCUUCCACCACCGGAGCCUAAGAGAGCAAAGACCAUUGAGGUCAAAGUUGCUUAA
This is a messenger RNA of Abrus precatorius (Indian licorice), 489 nucleotides long. Its product is annotated as 18.8 kDa class II heat shock protein-like. NCBI's taxonomy places the organism in Eukaryota, Viridiplantae, Streptophyta, Magnoliopsida, Fabales, Fabaceae. The transcript has a single exon. Bases 1 to 489 code for a protein of 162 amino acids. Gene Ontology annotation, biological process: protein folding; protein complex oligomerization; response to hydrogen peroxide. The record is from RefSeq and is a predicted model, not a curated record.